Messenger RNA from Prunus armeniaca (apricot), 243 nucleotides. The record is from the annotation of a GenBank genome assembly. Lineage: Eukaryota; Viridiplantae; Streptophyta; Magnoliopsida; Rosales; Rosaceae.
AUGAACUUUGAGAGACACCGACCGAAACCCCUCUACGUCUCUCUCCCAACUACUCUAGACACCCAACUGAAUCUGAACCGGCGAAAAAACUCCGAUUUCGAUGGUUUCAGAGUGACGGUUGGUUGCAGUGCGAUGGCUCCUGUGUUCGACGGCGAUGGCUGGUUGCAGUCCGACCGGUUGUCGAGGAAAAAGCGAGACAGAGACGGGGAGAGAGGAAGGAGGUGGCGGUGGCGUGGGGUUUAG